Molecule: messenger RNA, 815 nt
Organism: Vicugna pacos (alpaca)
Lineage: Eukaryota; Metazoa; Chordata; Mammalia; Artiodactyla; Camelidae
Gene: COA5
Product: cytochrome c oxidase assembly factor 5
Biological process (GO): mitochondrial respiratory chain complex IV assembly
Cellular component (GO): mitochondrion
Source: RefSeq, a predicted model, not a curated record
UUGCUGCGGCCUUCCGGUCCCGCCCGCCGCGGCGUCCCUGGCGUCCUGCCGGGUCUGAGCCGUUGCUGACUCGAGUGGGUCCGGGCCGCCACGGUCUGGAGGCGCAGUCAUGCCGCGGUAUUACGAGGACAAGCCGGAGGGCGGCGCGUGCGCGGGCGUGAAGGAGGACCUGGGCGCCUGCCUGCUGCAGUCGGACUGCGUGCUCCAGGAAGGAAAAUCCCCUCGGCAGUGUCUGAAGGAAGGAAACUGCAAAGCUUUGAAAUACUCAUUUUUUGAAUGUAAAAGAUCAAUGUUGGAUGCCAGAUCAAGAUUCAGGGGAAGAAAAGGAUAUUGAUGCGACUAUGUUGAAACCAAGAUGAAAACAACAAAGGAUUUUCUCUGGUCUUUAACACAGAGAAGCCAAAAUUGGAAACAUACUUUUUGCUACAUCUGUUCACUUGGACCAGUUUUUCCCUACAUGGACACUGAAGAAAAUGGAUAAGUUCUGGUUUGAAUAUGUUAUAAAGUAAAUGAUUCUCUUGCUCUAAGUUAUUUUUAGAGGAAAACUUAAUUGAAUGGUUAUGGGUUGGAAACAUAACAGAUGUGUUUUAAGAAUUGUUCUGAAGCACAAAGAAUGGAAAGAUUGUUAUUUUCAAACUUGACUCCUCAACCAAAUGACACAGUUGGUACAUCCUUUGUUAAGACUGUGAAGGCCACUGAUGUGCCAUGGAGUCUGGUGAGAAAGUGUCCAUUGGGAAAGUUUAGGAUAAAACUUUGAUUCUUUUAUUCAGUCUGUACUGUUCAGUUCUAAAAUAAAUUGUGCUUGAUUCCUUGGA